CGGGAACGAAUUGCAGACGACGAUCGCAAUGUCGAAAUGGUGGCAUGGGAUGAGAACGGCGGCGAAAUUCCCUCCGCCGUCGGUUCAGUCGCUCUACUCUCCGUCUUCUCCUUACCACACGAUCCAAGCCAUACCUCGGGAAGCCACCGGAAGCCGAGACGCGGAACGAGACAGAACUCAGGGGAGGAUCCCGGCGGUGGUUUUUUUCGCAUAACGAAGAAUCAUGAUGCUCGCUCCUCCUCGGCCUCCAGGAAGCGGAUGUUGACCACCGAGAAGAAGCAAAUUCUAUCUAUCCUGAAUUGAAAAGUUGCUUUCAGAGGAGAAGAGAAUUGCCCUGGUCUUCAGAAAGGUAAUUUGCUACUUCCCUUAUUCAAUUUGGAAAUGGAAGGAAGUAAGUAGAGAGAGCUAAGUUGGUCACCACUGCUUGGUAGUUCAUAACGUUGUUUAGGUCCGCCAGUGUGUACAUUCCAUUCCUUUUUUUUGGGAACUUUCCACAAUGGCUGCAGAUUCUUGGCACUGGCUGCUGUUUGAGUAGUGAUUUGCGGAUUUUCUUGUGUGUUUUUUUUUAGUACCUUUAGUCAGUGUAUGUAGAAAUGGAGUGAGGUUGCGCAGUCUGCUGGUUCGUUGUGUUCAUAAGGCGGUUUAAGCGAAAGUUGGUUGGAUAAGUGGGAAUGUGAUUGAUGCAGUAGAGUUCUAUCCAUGGGACACAUGGUUAUUGUUGCUGUAUCCUGCUGUGUAUGUGUUCACCCUGUAAAAGCAUGAGUGAAGUUCCGCUGCAUCUUUCUACUGAUAAACAUGCAAUGCUGUUAGUUUUAGGCCACCUGGUUGCUAACUUCAUGAUAGAUUUCGCAUUUCUCUUAUCGUUUGGCAUUCCAUUACUUGGCUGAAGAACUUAUGUUUGCUUGCCACAGCUACUUGAUUUGAUCUUUAUCGAACACAAUAUCCCUCCAUGCGAUGCUUUCACAGAAUUGCUAGCUUAAAACAAUCUCGUUAUGUACCCAAAUUGAUCAAACAUGCUCAACCAAUGUGCUACCAUUUUGAUGCUGGUGGACAGGUGGCCGGUUGAACCAGGUCAGAACCAGCCUCAAGUUUCUCUGCACCGCGGAAAACAUCCCUCAAAAGGUCGAGGUCGACCUGAGCAGUCUGGACAUUGGAGAGAGAAUGUUUCCAUUCCUCGCUGAAGCUUCUGCACAAGGACGAGAGACCACCCCUGCUUGUAAGGUCGUUUCGACAGCUUUGAAAACAUCAACAAAACCUGUUUUUGCAUAGUGGAGAAUGAGCACUGCCAGAAACCGCACUUCGGGGGGUUUGCAAUUCAACAUGGAGAAUUCGUCCUUGGAGCGUAACCUGAUCCAUAUAUAUAUGUCUCCAGUCAAGUUGAUCAACAUCAUGUUUUUACCCUUCAGUUUCAUGGCCCCCUUCAAGCUUUCCCGGAGCUGUUCUUGUAAGCAAUGUGGAGUGAUAGCAGUUGCUGCAGAAUAUGAUUGAUCGAUCCAAGAGUGCAUACAUGCAAAAGACCCGACAGAGUACUCUUCUGCCCUCUUCUUUCGUGAUAUAUUUGAGCAUGAAAAUUAUUGAGAUUCAGCAGCAAUAAUGUGCAUUUUCGCUUGUAGAAAAUUUGUUUGUUUGGUAUAUUUAUGUAAGGUAGAUCUAACUAAGAUGCUUACAACACCAUCUGCUGUAAGGACGUCGUUAAAACGUCCACGGACUAUUCGAUUAGAAGUUAUUCGCUUCGCGCGAUGGUUGAAUGAACGCAAUGACAAUUU
Linum trigynum is the source of this 1766-nucleotide messenger RNA. Lineage: Eukaryota; Viridiplantae; Streptophyta; Magnoliopsida; Malpighiales; Linaceae. The record is from the annotation of a GenBank genome assembly.